Messenger RNA from Adineta ricciae, 549 nucleotides. NCBI's taxonomy places the organism in Eukaryota, Metazoa, Rotifera, Eurotatoria, Adinetida, Adinetidae. The record is from the annotation of a GenBank genome assembly.
AUGAUUGUGUUUUUCUCAUGCAAUGUCUAUUUCAAUCUAUCAUCGAACAUGCCAUCAAGUCCAGUAUCAUUCCUCGAUUAUCUCGAUACUCUUGCUGUGGUCAGUGGUGGACUCUUCGCCGGUACAGCCCUUUAUAUUUCGAUCGGUCAGGUGCCUGCAUUGCGUCAGUUUGGUCUUAGUGAUCAUUGGCGAUUUUUCCCGUACAUGUACAAAAAUGCAGCACCACCACAGGGAACCUUUGCUACUAUUGCCGGUGUGGCAAGUAUUGCGCACGCAACACGUAUUCGCGGUUCUCCAUUCGAUCGUAAUUUGUGGAUUAUAGCAGGAACAACAUUUCUAGCCAUCAUUCCAUAUACAUUCGCAUGUAUUGCACCAGUUAACAAAGCGAUUAUUGAAGAUAAUAAAAGUGUUGAUGCAGGAAACGAGAGUAAAGUAAAUGUUGGUGCAAAGAAAGAUUUGCUAGAUAAAUGGGCACUUUUACAUUUGGUUCGUACCGUUGGAUCGGUUGCUGGCUUCGGCGCCAUGGUUUUUGGACUCACUCGUCAUUGA